Molecule: messenger RNA, 1326 nt
Organism: Fusarium odoratissimum NRRL 54006
Lineage: Eukaryota; Fungi; Ascomycota; Sordariomycetes; Hypocreales; Nectriaceae
Exons: 1
Coding region: 1-1326 (441 amino acids)
Source: RefSeq, a predicted model, not a curated record
AUGUCCUUCAACAACCAUCGGGCUAACGUCCGCGGAUACCCAUACGCGGGCGGCCGAGGCUAUAUUCCUCCUCACAUCGGACGAGGUCGUGUUAGUGGCCAGCCUCAAGGGUCCAGAAACGACACACCAGGUCCUAGCUACGGCCAGCAGCGAUGGGAAUACGAGCAACCUGCUUUGUAUCCCCAAGGAUAUGGCAGAUUCCCAAACAACUACCCUCACUACGAUGGCCACUAUCAGCGUGCUCCUCAACAGCCUCCACCCCCUGCAGUAACUUGCCACCCCCAGCCUCCGUAUCUCGAAUCACUCGGUGCGGCAGUCAACAAUGCUAUUCAUCUCUCGAUGAACGACAACUACCAUCAGUAUCAGGGCCUGUCAGCCAGUCAAAGCCAGCCAGGGAGUGAUGGUCAAGAAGCUUACCCUAACCAGGCCUAUAGAGGCACUAAGCGCAAGAACAACGCAGAGCAUGGUGAACAGACGAACAUGGCCCAUGCCGCGAACCAGACUGUGUUCGCUGGCCGCCGUGGCAGCAUGUCCCAGAUGAACGCGGUCGAUCAUAGCAUUGACUAUGGAGUACUUAAAGCCAAAGGCCGUGCAAGCUUCCUCAACCGUGAAGCUGCCAUACAGGCGAUUGAGGGCAUGUUCCAGCUAGGCGAACCCAUCACUCUCUCUUGGAACGCAGGACUCUCGACAGAACCACCAAACACGGGGCCCCAAAUGCUGUCUAACAUGGCAAAGCGACAGCGGAUCGUCUCGGCCAGGGACUGCCUCGCCCUCGAGCAAGUUGAUCCCCAGAUCUACUUCAAACUGAGAGACACCAACACUCGCUGUAAUGCAGCCACUAACCCGACGAUCUGUGGUAAUUGUCAAGACAGAGGCCACACGGUAGCCAUGUGUCAUCGAGUCCGUGAAAGUGGCUUCAUCGGUGGCUGCGCCAUCUGCAACUCUUCUAGACACUCCACCUGGAAGUGCCCCGAGUUCCCCAAGAAUGACAAGCUGGAGAUAAUCAAUCUGAUGGUCUUCAACAGGGCAAAUAAGCCACCUCUGACUGGGAAAUUCUGGUACCCUAUGCUGUUUGACUUCAUGCGCGAGAAUCCAAACACUCUCGUCCCUGGACUCCCUUGGAGCCUUCAGCAUAGCAAGAGAUUUUACAUCUCUUGCGACGUUCAAGAUCCCUUCCUCCUUGGUCAGCAUCGUCGUGACACUGAGCAGCUGGGAGGUAUCGACCCUCGCACCUCUUCCUGGGAGAAUGCCAAGGUCUACUAUGGUGGAGACAUGAGCGCCGGAAGAGGCCAGAGACCGCAGGCGAACCAUGGACAGCGUCGUUAG